UCGUGAAUGGUAAAAGCGCUCUAAUUAAAGUCUGAAAAAUACGAGGAGAUAAAUUUAUAUUUAAUUAAAUUUUUAGAUUUCUUGCAUUAAUUAGUUUAUUAAAAGCAAACAUUUUUUCUGCUUUCAUUAUUUGGUAAAUUUUCUGUUAAAUAGGAAUGUCGGAGUUAAUACAUUUUGAAAUAAAUGAUUUGGUGUGGGCAAAAAUGAAAGGAUUUUCACCGUGGCCAGGGAUGGUUGUCUCACCACCAGCAAAAGUUGGUAAACCUCCGAAACGACAAGUACCAUCUAAGUGUAUUUAUUUUUUUGGAUCAAAAAAUUAUGCGUGGAUAGAGAUUGAUAAUUUGAAGCCAUAUGAUAUGUAUAAGGAAGAAUUAUCAAAGACUUGUAAAACAUCUUUAUUCAAGUUAGCUCUUAAAGAUAUAGAGGAUUAUAUAAAUGAUCCUACAAUUUUAACUUUAGAACCACCAGCAAUAUCUUCAGAAAAUGAUAUUGACGCCAACUUCGACAAAUUGCGAGACAGCGACACAUCUGAUUUUAAUGAAAAAACCCCAAAAAAAACUCCAAAAUCGACAAAGCCGAAAUCGUUGUCAGCAAAAUCAUCAAAAAGUACAAAAACCAAUAAUUCAGUCUCAAGAUCAGCUGGGGCUAAAUCAACUUCGGCAAAACGAAAGCGGGAUUCUGAUGAUAAUAUUGGAAGUGGGGUCAGUGCUAAAAAACGUUUAAAUGCAUCAAAUUUCGAUUUUAGUACACCAAAUACAGCCAGACGAGGUGGAAGUGCGACUACAUUAAUUAAUAGACCAGUUGUACCCAGACCAGAGGCACCACCUGUCAAUAUGAUUUGUACAAAUGAUUUUCUUUCAAGAGAGAUAACUCCAUCUCAAUUAACAUUUGGUUUUCUCGGAGUAGGCAUUAUGGGAUCAAUUUUCAUUAAAAAUUUUAUCACAACCGGCCACAAAGUUGUUAUUUGGAACAGAACACCAUCCAAGUGUGAAAUAUUUAAACUACAUGGGGCAAUCGUUAAAGAAGCACCUUUUGAAGUUAUUGAUGCUGCUGAUAUAACUUUUUGUUGCGUGUCAGAUCCAAAAGCAGCUAAAGAUCUGGUGUUUGGCAAUUGUGGAGUUCUGCAGUCAUCAACUCUUACUGGCAAAGGAUAUGUUGAAAUGUCUACCAUUGAUCCAGAAACAUCGAAAGAUAUUUGUGACGCGAUAGCAGGAGCUGGUGGUCGUUAUUUAGAAGCACAGAUUCAAGGAACACGACCUGAAGCUGAAGAAGGAAACGUUGUUAUAUUAGCAGGAGGUGAUAGAAGCGUUUUCGAUGAAUGCGAAUCGUGCUUUAAAUCAAUUGCUAAAAAUACAUUUUUCCUUGGUGAAACUGGUAACGCGUGUACAGUAAAUUUAAUUUUACAAACAAUUGUUGGCGUUAGUUUAGUUGGACUAUCUGAAGCUUUUGCAUUAGCGGAACGUUUUCAAAUAUCGUUGACAGAUAUUUUAGACAUAUUAGACCUUACAUCAAUCAAAUCUGGUUUAUUAAUUUCAAAAGGAAAAGAAAUGGCUAAGCAUAGUUUCGCAACUAAUCACCCCCUAGCAUUAAUGCAAAAAGAUUUGCGUUUGGUUUUGGAUAUGGCUGAAACAGUCGAUCAGGCAAUGCCAACUACUAGCAUAUCGAAUGAAGUAUUUAAGCAUGCAAAACGAUUAGGCUAUGGUGAACAUGAUUCAAGUGCCGUUUUCAUGGAUGGCAUAGUAAAUGAUGAAAAAUGUUGAAUAUAAUUUCUUGUUUUGAUAAAAAAAGAUUUAUUAGAAUAUAAUACAUAUGUAUGUCAAAUGUAAUUAAAAUAUAAUAUAUUUUCUUAAAAGAUUGUAAAUCUAAAAAAUUAACAUUCAUACAAUAUUAAUAUUUGAUUUUUAGUGUAAGAUAAAAAUUAUUAAAAAAAAUUUAAAGUGUCUGUCAUUAUGAAAGACAGCUUCAAAAAAAGUUAGUUGAGUUUGUAAAUACUUUUAAAACAAAUAUAUAACUUUUAUAAAUAAAAUUAAAACAAAGAAAUGAAAAAUUUACAAAAAUUUUGCUGACAAAAAGAAUUUUCAUAUAAACUAAAAAAUAUUGCUUUUUUAUACUCUUCAUUUAAUUUUUUGAUUUCAUAAAGAUAUGUUCCGUUUGAAAAAAUAUUUAGUAAAUAAGGAAAAUAUUGUAAUUUGUAGUAUAAAAAAAUAUGUUGUAUGAAACAAAAAUUUUACUUGCAAUAUGUUAAUU
Messenger RNA from Condylostylus longicornis, 2247 nucleotides. RefSeq names its product cytokine-like nuclear factor N-PAC (gene Ndf). Gene Ontology annotation, molecular function: NADP binding; oxidoreductase activity, acting on the CH-OH group of donors, NAD or NADP as acceptor; NAD binding. NCBI's taxonomy places the organism in Eukaryota, Metazoa, Arthropoda, Insecta, Diptera, Dolichopodidae. The record is from RefSeq and is a predicted model, not a curated record. The transcript has 10 exons. The coding region runs from base 156 to 1760 and encodes 534 amino acids.